AUGUUACCCUUGGCGGAUUACUUCUUUUGGGAGCUGGUUUUUGAGUUUCUAGGGCCACAAGAUCUGAUAGCCGUCUUUGGAUUGUGCUAUUCUUGGUGGAGAUUUGUGUUUUCUGGAAAUCGCUCGAGACGGCAAGCUCUACUAAGUUGUGAUGUUCAGGAUAUGAGCAACUCUGGCAAUUUAUACCAGAAAGUCCCAAUUUGGCUUGUUAGAGGAAUUCAAAAGCUCAGUCUUGCAGGCACAACAAUAAGUUCGAAGAAUUUUUUAAGACUAGCGACGGAAGCACAGAAGCUAAGAACAUUAGACAUCGAAAACUGCAGGAAUAUUUCGGAGGAGGCCAUCUUCAAUGCGAAAUAUAAACUGCAAAGUUUGCGAAGUGUGAACAUCUCCUACAACAGUCAAUUUGGUGUCCUGAACAUAGCGUGUCUAUUGUCCUACGAGUCCGUUAUAGACAUUUGUUGCCGGGGGAAGAAACUCAGUGACAAAGAACUGUUAUUUCUUUCAAAGACGUUUCCUAGUUUGCCAGGAAUUGGCUUACGAUUAGAUGGAAUCAGCAAAGCCUAUUUUUGGGAUUUCUCCGAUAGCGACGAAGAUCCGAUGAUAACGCUAUCCCGAGGAUAG
This is a messenger RNA of Porites evermanni, 621 nucleotides long. The record is from the annotation of a GenBank genome assembly. Lineage: Eukaryota; Metazoa; Cnidaria; Anthozoa; Scleractinia; Poritidae.